This is a messenger RNA of Daphnia magna, 1599 nucleotides long. RefSeq names its product elongation of very long chain fatty acids protein AAEL008004. Gene Ontology annotation, biological process: fatty acid elongation, polyunsaturated fatty acid; very long-chain fatty acid biosynthetic process; sphingolipid biosynthetic process. Gene Ontology annotation, cellular component: endoplasmic reticulum membrane. The record is from RefSeq and is a predicted model, not a curated record. NCBI's taxonomy places the organism in Eukaryota, Metazoa, Arthropoda, Branchiopoda, Diplostraca, Daphniidae. Gene Ontology annotation, molecular function: fatty acid elongase activity.
AAAUAAAUUUUUUUUUUACUAUCUACACCAUGGACAAGUAAAAAAUUGUGUUUCCUUUGCUCCUUCCUUUUAGUAUCAUAGAUAUGCAAAUGUUUGAUUAUCACACGCCAAACAAUUAACGGUAACAGCUGCCUUUAAGCUUCUAGCGUUAUUAGGUCAACAAACAUUUUUUAAGAAUUCGGUUUAAGUAUUGCUGUUUAGUACAAGUUAUGGCCUGCUGACUGUCACAGUAUCACCAUCGUCACACAAAUCGCUAAUACGUGCGAAUAAAGUCUGCCUUUCUAGAAUACCGGGGGGAAAUCAUGCCAGGUUUGAAACUCUGAAUUUGUAUUGCAGCUAAGUGGGGAUCCCCUUUCCCCAAGUCCCUUUUCAUGUGUCGUAAAAAUUUCUACUUCAUGUUGCUAUACUGCCUACACUUUUACCACAAUAGCUGCUCUAUCAACAGCCCCCCUCCCCCCCACCCCCCAAAAAAAAAGAUUAUAAUUUAAAACCUGUCUUCCGCUUUUCUUCUUUACAUUAUCACAAAUCCUCCUAUAUGUGCUCCGAAUAUGCCUUGUGUCGACAGAGCGUUUUGGGCCGCCACGCUAACCUGUGCUUCUUUUGCACUGCAAACAAUACACUAUUUCAUUUGUUGCAGUGCUAAACAACGUAUAAGUUCACCAUACAAUGGGUCCCGUUCAAACUCUCAUUUAUGGAUGCAGUAGAGUUUGGGAGGCAAGAGAUAAGCGGACAGACGGAUUGCCCUUAACGGAAUCUCCACUAACGUCAGUCCUGAUUUGCCUGGCUUACCUGUUGGCUGCCAAAAUAUUGGGUCCGAAGUUGAUGGCAAAUCGUCCACCUUACGACUUGCGAGGAGCACUGGUGACUUACAAUGCCUUCCAAAUCGUUUUUAAUGGCUGGAUGUUCUACCGCAUCUGCUGUGUGACGUGGCUGAAAGGCUACAAUCUGAUUUGCCAGCCAGUGGAUUACUCUGACAACGAAGAUGCUCUUCAGGCGAUCAGCAUGGGAUACUUUUACUGCGUAUCCAAACUCAUUGAUCUACUGGACACCUUGUUCUUUGUGUUACGUAAAAAGGAGAAUCACUUAACUUUUCUCCACAUUUAUCAUCACGUCUGUAUGCUGUUAACAGUAUGGAUUGGCUUCCGGUUCAUUUCGGGGGGUCAAAGUGCUUUUCUGCCAACCGUCAACACUUUAAUGAACAUCGGUGUGCACUUUUAUUACCUCAUUGCAGCAAUGGGUCCGUCUUUUCGAAAAUACCUGUGGUGGAAAAAGUAUUUAACCGUUUUUCAAAUGUUCGAAUUAGCCUGCAUUGGUUUGCAUGGAUCACAAUUAUUAUUUGUCGAUUGCGGCUUUCCUUCCGCCAUUUCGUGGUAUUACGUUGUGCAAACGUCUAUUUUUUUGCUCCUAUUCAAGAACUUUCAUUCAAAAAAAUACCCAACAAACAACAAUUUACAAUGUAGAAGUAAAAUGAAUUAACAUCCAGGACUUUAAUCAUGUCACAACUAAUCGCCCCCUUUCCAUUUAGAGCAUUUUCAUAAUGUUACCAGAGGUAGUAGUCUACUUGUUUUCUCAUUUUUGAAAUUACAAAAUUUAUGAGUA